AUGUGCCACGGCGCGCAAGAUCCUUUAGGCAGCUCAGCUCCUGAUCUACCGGUAGAGGCUAAGGUGCUAGCCAGGGAAACAAGAUCUGGCAGAUCAGUUGCCAUGAUCUGCAACGCACAGGCCUCUCCUGUACCCCAGCACCGUGAUGUCGCUAAUCCUGCUGAUCUCGCAGGUCCCAUUGAUCUCGUGAAUCCUGCCGUUCCCAAAGGUCCCAGUGAUCUCACAAAUCCUGCAGAUCUCAAAGGUCCCAGUGAUCUCACAAAUCCUGCAGAUCUCGAAGGUCCCAGUGAUCUCACUUAUCCUGCAGGUCUCGCAGGUCCCAGUGUUCUCUUGAAUCCUGCAGAGCUCAAAGGUCCCAGUGAUCUCGCUAAUCCUGCAGAUCUCAAAGGUUCCAGUGAUCUCACUUAUCCUGCAGGUCUCGCAGGUCCCAGUGUUCUCUUGAAUCCUGCAGAGCUCAAAGGUCCCAGUGAUCUCGCUAAUCCUGCAGAUCUCGCAGGUCCCAGUGAUCUCUUGAAUCCUGCAGAUCUCGCAGGUCCCAGUGAUCUCUUGAAUCCUGCAGAUCUCAAAGGUCCCAGUGAUCUCGCUAAUCCUGCAGAUCUCAAAGGGGAGGGACUUUUGGGGAUCUUAAUUCCUCGGUCCAUUGAUCUGAAUGACCACAACCCUCUGACCUUUGAUCUGGCAGAUCCCCUGGUUUACAGCGCUCCAGAUCUCCUGCUGGAGGCGAAGAAGCGCUUUAAAGGCGUGGGAUCCGCGGGAUCCGUGGCGAUGAUCUGCGCCGCUCAGGCCAACCCUGCCCCCCACUACGGGUGA
Messenger RNA from Hyalella azteca, 810 nucleotides. RefSeq names its product neurofilament heavy polypeptide-like. The transcript is spliced from 4 exons. The record is from RefSeq and is a predicted model, not a curated record. Bases 1 to 810 code for a protein of 269 amino acids. Lineage: Eukaryota; Metazoa; Arthropoda; Malacostraca; Amphipoda; Hyalellidae.